Molecule: messenger RNA, 1532 nt
Organism: Aegilops tauschii subsp. strangulata
Lineage: Eukaryota; Viridiplantae; Streptophyta; Magnoliopsida; Poales; Poaceae
Cellular component (GO): mitochondrion
Source: RefSeq, a predicted model, not a curated record
AUUCUAUGAAAUAUUUUGAAAAAGGGUUCAUUUUGUGCUGAACUUUGGCCAAAGGGCCAAUUUUGUGAUUUUUCACUGGUUUCGCCGUUCUGUCAGUUCAUUCUUCAUUCUCUCGCCCCUUCCUAAACCCUCGCCGCCCAGUUCCGUCCCGCUCCUCGCACCUCCCCACCCCCGUCGCCGUCGCCGUCGCGGAGAAGAAACUUUGCCGAUGUCUCUGGCCCGCCUCGGCCAGUCGCUGAUCCGCCGCCUCCACCGGCCUCUCCACCUGCCUCCAGCGCCGCCGACAGACCACCAUGCCGCCGUUUCCCGAUCUUUAGCUCUGAUCCACGCGAAUACAUCUGUAAGAGGUUUUUCAAGCUUAACAUACAACGGCGGCGGCUUGAUUGCUGGCAAGUUUGGAGGUCCGUCGCCUCUGCACGCUGUUCAGGUUCUGGAGCUCGUAGUUCACCUAAAUCAUGCAAGACAAAUGUCAUCAGGAGCUGUGGCACCGGCACCGGCAGGGCCAACGCCAUCAGGAGCACCGGUGACGCCACCGUCAGUGUCCAAAGGCGUUCCUGUUGGUGCUAAAAAGGUUGGUUUGAAAGUUUUCAUGAUGAGCCCUGGUUUUGUUUAUGAGCCAUACUGUGUCCGGGAACCUAUCCCGUUUUGGAAAAGAUUGUUUACACGAAGUGGCUGGACUAGAACAAAGGAGGAUGUUAUUCUGGAGAUGAAGAAUGCAUAUGCUGUGUCAAGGUUGAGGAAGAAAACCGGAUAUACCAAAAAACAGUUCUACGAUCAAGCGUUUAAUAUAUACAAGGAGGUUAACAAGCUUAUGGCACAAGGAGACACAUCAUCUCUCCGGAAAGCUCUGACGGACAGUAUGCAUUCUACUGUUAAAAAUGAAAUAAAGAGAAGAGAAUCCAAGUGGAAAUCUGUACACUUGGAAUUGGUGGAGCCUGCUGUAAGCAUAAGAACUUUGAGGGCUCGUAUGAUUGGUCUUGAUAAGAAUGACCUUGACAAAGCUUUCAUACAGCUUACGCUUGAGUUCGUCACUAAGCAGAAAUUUGAAGCCUAUAAUUCAAAAGGAGAGGUUGUGUCAGGGGACAAGUCAAAGGAGGUACUGGUGAAAGACAUAUGGGUGUUUGAAAGAUCCCUUUUCCACCCUGGAGCAUACUGGCGUGUGUGUGGGCGAAUCACAUUGUGAUAAUCUCUUGGUUCCUUCCUGAAUGAUCUGAAGGAUGGCUUUUGUUAUGCGCAGCAGUUUGAAUAAAUAUUUUGCCCUGCCGCCCUUUUUUGCCUGUCUAACUGACUGUCUAACGAAGAUCUACAGACAUGCUUAUGAAAACAGUAAUGGUAGGUUUUUUCUUGUUCCUUGGGGAAUUGUCAGCUGAAGAUACAAGUCUUGUCCCGUAUUAGCUAGGGAAGCAACUUGGGCAUACUGCAUUUGGUAGUUUACUUUACUGUUACCAGAUUUAUCUCUAUUGUGGUCAUUUUGAUAGAACAUUGCCAAUAACUUCAGUGAUCAUACAGUAUUGGUAAUUUUUGUUAGUAAA